Molecule: messenger RNA, 2379 nt
Organism: Coccinella septempunctata (seven-spotted ladybird)
Lineage: Eukaryota; Metazoa; Arthropoda; Insecta; Coleoptera; Coccinellidae
Gene: krz
Product: beta-arrestin-1
Exons: 12
Coding region: 331-1743 (470 amino acids)
Biological process (GO): signal transduction; G protein-coupled receptor internalization
Cellular component (GO): cytoplasm
Molecular function (GO): G protein-coupled receptor binding
Source: RefSeq, a predicted model, not a curated record
UCCCUACUCGAUUCUUGAUGUAUUUCCAUUUAGUAUUUUGUACUCCACGCUGAGGAGUGUGCAAGUGAUCGAAGAACGUUGACUGAAGUAUAUCGUGAGAGUACUUGUAUAGAGAAAAGAUAAAACAUGGUGUAUUUCGUUCUAAAAAUGAACUGAGGUUACAUUUUAUCAGGAAGAUCAUUGGAUAUUUGAAGGUGCACACGAAUUUCGGGGCUAAGCCAAAGCUGGAGACGAGAACACUCACGUUUCAGUAUUUCGGAGAAAAUUUCACACUUUAUUCGUUAACGACUUCAUGAAACAUUUGAACGGAAUGGAGGGAAAGGAAGGCCAAUGACACUUAAAUCGGUGGAACUAGAAGAAAAUGCUUUGAACAUGAUUGGGGCCAAUCCAGAUACCUCUGCUAGAAAGAUUGGGAAUGCUUUGAAUGGGCACAAAGGGCCCUUGCCGCUGGACCCUGCCUGUGCCACAAUGACCCCUUCUAGCCCUGAUAUGGAUGACGGUAGUGGUAAACGACAGGCGACAAGAGUAUUCAAGAAGAGUUCUCCGAACGGAAAGAUAACAGUAUAUUUAGGAAAAAGAGAUUUUGUUGAUCACAUAUCGCAUGUUGAUCCUAUCGAUGGGGUAGUGCUGAUAGAUCCGGACUAUGUUAAAGAUAGGAAAGUUUUUGGUCAUGUUCUUGCUGCAUUUAGAUAUGGCAGGGAGGAUCUGGACGUUCUUGGUUUAACAUUUAGGAAGGAUCUGUACUUAGCCGCUGAACAAAUAUACCCGCCGAAAAAUUCUACCACUAAAAGAACUCCUACAAGAUUGCAGGAGCGACUAAUCAAAAAGCUGGGUCCUAAUGCCUUUCCGUUCUACUUCGAAUUGCCUCCACAUUGUCCUGCGUCGGUCACACUGCAGCCAGCCCCAGGUGAUACCGGCAAACCAUGCGGUGUGGACUACGAAUUGAAAGCUUUCGUUGGCGAAAACCAGGAGGAUAAACCCCAUAAGAGGAAUUCUGUUAGGUUAGCAAUACGUAAAAUAAUGUAUGCGCCGAGCAAGCAAGGGGAACAGCCGUCCGUGGAAGUUAGCAAGGAAUUUAUGAUGAGCCCUAAUAAGCUUCAUUUAGAGGCUUCCCUGGACAAGGAACUUUAUCAUCACGGUGAAAACAUCGCAGUCAACGUUCACAUAGCGAACAAUUCGAACAGGUCCGUCAAGAAGAUCAAGGUUUCCGUCAGACAAUUCGCCGACAUAUGCUUAUUCUCAACAGCGCAAUACAAAUGUACUGUGGCCGAAAUAGAGAGCGAAGCGGGGUGUCCCAUUGGUCCGGGUUUCACUCUGAGCAAGGUGUUCACCCUCACCCCCCUCCUGGCCAAUAAUAAGGAUAAGUGGGGUCUUGCCUUGGACGGACAGUUAAAGCACGAGGAUACAAAUUUAGCAUCGAGUACUUUAGUCGCAGAUCCAGCCCAACGAGAAAAUUUAGGAAUUAUAGUACAGUAUAAGGUCAAAGUCAAACUCUGUUUGGGAGCCCUUGGGGGCGAUCUGGUAGCUGAGCUACCUUUCAUUUUGAUGCAUCCUAAACCUGAGGAAGAACCACCAGAAUCUCCCUCUUGCCGUAGCAGUACUGAAAUGAAUACUGAUGUUCCUGUCGAUACAAAUCUAAUUCAACUUGAUCCCGAUGAAAACACGCUCCAGGAUCACGAUGAUGACAUAAUAUUUGAGGAUUUCGCUAGGCUUCGACUCAAAGGUGGAGAAACUGACGCUUGAAAAAAAAAACACAUGGUGCCGGCUAUUUUGGCCCCGUCCAUUUGUAACCUAAAGUUGUACCGACAUUAAUUGUGUAGUUAAGAUUAGGUGUAACCCAUGAUCCCGUUGUGUGCCCUAGUCAAUGGCUGUGCUGCCAGUUAAUUAACGGAUUGCACAUGAAUUAUUAUAUGUUUAGAGCAACCCUUCAUACCCUCAUCCUCCCAUCCUCCCUGUCAUCUAAACUGGCCCCCCUUUCCCUCGCUGCAUCUGUCUCUGCACCUAAUACAUACCCACUUGGUGUAAAUACGUGUUUCAGUUCAUAUAUUUGUACUUUACCGAUUUCGUAAUUUGGUAAGUUCCGGUGGAGGUGUCAAAUUUGUUUUUUUUUGUAAAGGCCUCCACAAUCUGAACAUUUUAGCAAUUUUAAUCAAAUAAAAUAUUCCGAAAUUUCAUAUGAGGUUAGUUGUGUAUACCUGUAACAUGUUUUUCUUUUGUGGCAUUGUCGACUAUUUUAACAAACUACUAACCGUUAAGUGUUAUAUGUAAAUUUACGGUGUUCUUCAUCAUCUCUCCUACAGAUUGAAUUUUAAGGAUAAAAAUUCUUAUGAGUAACACUUUCGAUUUUAUAUUUUAUAAAUAAAAUGUUUCAACAAAAUA